AUACUUCAUAGAUAAUUUAACUCUUUUAUUUAGAUAAUGGUGGAAAAUAACGGCUGUGGUUCUCAGAACAACGUCUGGGUUGGAUCUGAGACUGGCCUGCUUAAAUCUGUGAACCUUUGUAAAAAGCUAGCAACUAACCAUUACGAUAAGGAUAACUAUGGAAAAGAACAUGAAAUUCAACGUAUUUGUUGGGAGUAUGAAGAUCGGUCUGUAUUGUAUACUGCACAUAAAAACGGGGUUGUGAGGAAGCUGGAAACAGCUAAUGGAGGAUAUGUUGAUUCGUUUCAAAUACCUGAAAUGGAGGGAAAAAUUGCUGGUCUGGCCAGACUGGACUCAAAUUUCAUUACCUGCACUUCUAAUGGCGAUUUAAGACUGUGGUCUAAUGAAAAUGAAAGCUUGGCCAGCAGCAAGGCUGGUGAUAAUGUUUUGUGUAUGGACUUAAACAGUGAACUGCAACGAGUGGUUACUGGGGGAAAAGAAAAUCUUGUUAAACUGUGGGAUUUAAAUAAACCAGAGCAGCCAAUAUUUAAAGCGAAAAAUGUGCGGCCUGAUUGGCUGGAGCAUAGGGUACCGGUGUGGGUUACAGGGUUAAAAUUUAUACCGAAUUCUAAUAAAAUCUUAUCUAUAACUGGUACUCAUAAUAUAAGAGUGUUUGAUCCAAAAUCAAACACAAGGCGUCCAGUUUUGGAGACCAGUUAUGAAGAAUAUCCACUCACAGCAGUUGAUAUCGUUGCAAGAAAUCCAAAUCAAGUUGUUGUCGGUAACACCCAUGGUGAUGCUGCUAUGUUUGAUAUAAGAAAAAUAAAGCAUGUUGCUCGCUGCUACAAAGGUUUUGCAGGAAGCAUAAGGGAGAUCAGAUGUCAUCCAAGCUUACCAUACUUCUUCUCAUGCAGCUUGGAUCGACACCUAAGAGUUCACCAUGAACGAUACCCAAAGGUUGAGCAUAAAGUUUAUCUAAAGUCGCGACUGACUUGCCUUCUUGCCACUGAUGCAGAACUAGAAGUCAAAAAUGAUGAAAAGGAACCGGAAACUGAAAAAAGGAAAACAGAAAAAGAUGUUUGGGACGAAUUAGAUGAUGCUGACAGCAGCGAAAGUGACUCUGAGUCUGAUAAUGAUUUAUUACCAAGGAAAAAGAAAAAACAAAGUUCCUAAGUGUUUGAGUUAUAUGAAAAUGCUGUUUGACUAUUCUCAUUUUUUUAAACUUAUCAAUAAAAUUGUCUAUUUCAUAAUGAAAAGUUAAAAUUAGAAUAUAAAUGUUGGUUUAGCAAAUUGAGAAUAUUGUUUAAAUUUAGCUGAUUUGUAAGUCAACUUACAUGAAGUAAUCUCAAUGUGGGCAAAGUGUAACUUCUGCUUUGUUGACAUUAUUCUGAACCCAACAAAACAGACUUUGAACCUUUUACUUUAAAUGCGUUACUACAGUGGUUACCAAUUAACCUAUGUUAUGUUGGCUAUAUUCAUUUUUUAAACACACUGCCCUUUGAAAUGUAAGGAUCUGCUGUUUUGAUCAAUAAUGGUUCCUAAUUCUAUAG
Molecule: messenger RNA, 1529 nt
Organism: Ciona intestinalis (vase tunicate)
Lineage: Eukaryota; Metazoa; Chordata; Ascidiacea; Phlebobranchia; Cionidae
Product: WD repeat-containing protein 74-like
Biological process (GO): ribosomal large subunit biogenesis
Cellular component (GO): nucleolus; preribosome, large subunit precursor
Molecular function (GO): protein binding
Source: RefSeq, a predicted model, not a curated record